GAUUUUCUUUCUAAGCUCGGGUGCGUAUUUAUCCCUCGCAAUCUCUCUGGCAUAAUAUACGUCUCGUUGCAAACAAACGGCCCCUGGAUUUGCUCGGGAAAAUCAGUAUUCCUCGCAAGCUUGCAACGUGCAAGCUGCACUACCUUGGCUCAAGAAACCACGUUGCGGAUACUUCAUGUGCUUAUAGAAGGGCGACGAACGGGUCCACUACAAGCUUUCCAUUAUACAUCUACCAACAAGUCUAUGAACGGCUCUGGCUCCGAACUACUGGCUACCCUCGCAAGAGGUGGUCCCUGGUCCAACCAACACCCAUUGCCCGCCCCUUUCAGUCUCAAGUUUCCAGAGGAUCGUUUGCAGGUUCUGACGGUCUUGACUGUCAUCUCGAGCUGUUCAAUGGCCGUUACAACGUUACUAGGCAUUUAUUUAUUUAUACAGCAACGAAAGGGUCGAUCUAGUAUUCCCUGGUCUGGCUUAAGGAGCCCGUCGUCUCCCAAGGCGCAAGUGGUCAUUCUUUUCCUACACCUGUUUGUGGCGCAAGUCAUUCAGUCAAUGGCUUGGUUGUUCUCAUCCGUCCAUCUCGCAAGAGGCUCUAUACAAUCUCCAUCGCCAGGAUGCACGACACAAGCACUCUUACAAACCACGGGAGCGCAUUUAUCGCAGGCGUCUGUCUCUGCCAUCGCAGUCCACUCUGCAUUGGUCAUCUUUAGGCUGCGCGUCGUCUCUUUGAAGAUAUUUGGGUGCCUCUUGGCGAGCAUGUGGUUCUUCCCGCUCAUACUUGGCCUCGUUGUCCCUGUCGCUCUGGACCACUUCUAUGCCGUGCCCUACCUCUCCUUUGCCAAGGUGUCAUGCUUUCUCAAUCCACUGUACCUGAAUGAGUUCAUCUGGCUGGUGGACGUACCUCUUUUGUUCCAUUUGGUCAUCGCUUUGAUGGCCUAUCCAAUCAUCAAUGUACGUCUGUCUAGACAGCUGCGGCAGCUUCAGUCAUUUGGCUCCCGACUCCCUUCCGUCUCGGGUCUCAAAAGGGACGACGACAUUGUACGCACUUCUCGCAGACUCUUGAUUUUUCCGCUGGUCACAGUGCUGGGCAAUAUUCCCUUCAUGUUCCUCGUUAUCAUUCAAUUAACUGCCAAGGAGGUCCAGUGUUUCACGAGAGAUCUGUGGCCCCAGGCCCUUGGCAGUUGUUGCCUUGCGUUGGUCCCCAUCAUCAAUACACUAAUUUACUUCUUUUCCAAUCCCUUGUUCAAGCGAUCGACAGACGCGCGACGCAAUACGCUCAUGACCAUUCGGACCCGACGAGAUACAACGAUGGCUAGCGUUCCAGAUGUAUUCGAAUUGCAAGACCAGAGUCCUCCCUUGCCAAAGCAAGCUUCAGCGGGCUCAACAGAUUCAGAGCUCAAAUGCGGGAGCACAAAGAGCAAUAUGUCUGGAUUUCAUGGAGGGUGCGAGGGGACAUUCUUCUGUCAAGUCGCAGUGAGUGUUCCACCACGCUCCGGGAAAGUGGUGGCCUCAUUCCCAUGAACUAUUCCAUCAGCUCAAUACAUUCAACCUUACAGUCUGUACAGCACGUAUUUAAUCAACCUUGUAAUUGCAAUUUGACAACGAACAACUCAUGCUAUGCGGCUGAACUAUGGAUACCGCGAAGUCUGGCAAACAGUUUGAUAAGCAAAUAGGACAAGAGACAGAUGCGAGUGGGUUGCAUACCUGGAUGCACAGCGAAUGAAACAAAUGCGUAAUGUAGUGGAUAACAGAGACAUCAGAACAUGCCAGCA
Molecule: messenger RNA, 1769 nt
Organism: Protomyces lactucae-debilis
Lineage: Eukaryota; Fungi; Ascomycota; Taphrinomycetes; Taphrinales; Protomycetaceae
Exons: 5
Coding region: 244-1518 (424 amino acids)
Biological process (GO): adenylate cyclase-activating G protein-coupled receptor signaling pathway
Cellular component (GO): plasma membrane
Molecular function (GO): G protein-coupled receptor activity
Source: RefSeq, a predicted model, not a curated record